GGAUGCAAUGAAGAAGCAUUCGGUGAACUUUGUGUGUCUGGGGAACAUCUGCCGCUCGCCCAUGGCAGAGCCGUGUUCAGGAGCCUUCUAGAGAAGAGAGGAUGUUCUCACGAGUGGAGAGUAGACAGCUCUGCAGUUGCUUCGUACAAUAUCGGCGACCAGCCUGACCCUAGAACACUCGCCACGCUGCAGAAACACGAGCUGAGCAGCCGGCACACUGCCAGGAGGAUCACUGUAGACGAUUUCCACCAGUUCCAGUACAUUCUCUGCUUCGACGAGCAGAACAUGCGAGACCUGAGCAGGAUGAAGCCUGCCGGCUGCCAGGCAACAGUCAGACUCCUAGGCAGCUAUGUUGAGGAGGGAAAGGUGGUCCAAGAUCCUUACUAUCUGGAGGACGAGGCAUUCGAGACCACCUACCAGCUCUGCCGUACCAUGUCCACUGCCUUCCUGGACUCUGUAUACCAAUGA
Geodia barretti is the source of this 468-nucleotide messenger RNA. The record is from the annotation of a GenBank genome assembly. NCBI's taxonomy places the organism in Eukaryota, Metazoa, Porifera, Demospongiae, Tetractinellida, Geodiidae.